Nicotiana tabacum (common tobacco) is the source of this 1990-nucleotide messenger RNA. RefSeq names its product laccase-4-like. Gene Ontology annotation, molecular function: hydroquinone:oxygen oxidoreductase activity; copper ion binding. Lineage: Eukaryota; Viridiplantae; Streptophyta; Magnoliopsida; Solanales; Solanaceae. Gene Ontology annotation, cellular component: apoplast. The record is from RefSeq and is a predicted model, not a curated record. Gene Ontology annotation, biological process: lignin catabolic process.
AUAAGAUAGGUCGUUGUACUUCCUCUCUAGCUCACUAAAUAUAUACACUUAAGUACAAGAAAUGAGAUAGAGAGAUAAAAGAUUGUGGGGGAAAUGGCGGAAUGGCUGAGAAUUAUGGUGGUGUUGGCUCUCUUGUGGCCAGUGUUGGUAGAAUGCAGAGGCAAUAUCCGUCAUUAUAAAUUCAAUGUGGUGAUGAAAAAUAUAACAAGAUUAUGCUCAACUAAAGCUACUGUAACAGUGAAUGGAAAAUUUCCUGGUCCAACUAUCUAUGCCAGGGAAGAUGAUACCCUACUUAUCAAGGUCGUUAACCAAGUUCAUUAUAAUCUCACCAUCCACUGGCAUGGUGUCAAACAAAUAAGGACAGGGUGGGCUGAUGGGCCGGCUUACAUAACACAAUGUCCAAUACAGCCAGGGAAAAGCUAUGUCUACAAUUUUACAGUCACAGAUCAGAGAGGAACACUAUUUUGGCAUGCACACAUUCUCUGGCUCAGGGCAACUGUCCAUGGUGCUAUUGUCAUUCUCCCUAAGCUUGUUUUUCCCUACCCAUUCCCUAAGCCCCAAAAGGAAAUUCUGAUCAUUUUAGGUGAAUGGUGGAAGUCAGAUGUUGAAGCUGUAAUUGAUGAAGCAACAAAAUUAGGUUUGCCCCCUAAUAUUUCUGAUGCUCACACCAUCAAUGGCCUUCCUGGUCCUCUCUCAACCUGCUUAUCACAAGGGGGAUUCACUUUCCUAGUGGAGCCAGGCAAGAAGUAUUUACUGAGAAUAGUCAAUGCUGCACUGAAUGAAGAACUUUUCUUUAAGAUUGCUGGCCACAAGCUAACUGUGGUUGAAGUAGAUGCUUCCUAUGUUAAACCCUUUAAAACUGAGACCAUUUUAACAACUCCAGGACAGACUACAAAUGUCAUUUUAUCAGCUGAUCUUGAAAGUGGCAAAUACUUAAUGGUAACAUCAGCAUACAUGGAUUCUCCUAUCUUAGUGAAUAACAGAACUGCUACUGCUACUUUACAAUAUAUAGGCACCAAUACUUCUUCCACCACAACAACUUUAACCGUGCCGCCGCCUACAAAUGCAACCCCUAUUGCAAUUAAAUUUAUGGACUCUCUCAGAAGCUUGAAUUCAAGAAAACAUCCAGCAAAAGUCCCACUGAAAAUUGAUCAUUCUCUUUUUUUCACCAUUAGUCUUGGACUCAACCCUUGUGAAUCAUGUUACAGAGAAUUCCGAAUUGUGGCAGCUAUCAAUAAUGUUACAUUUGUUAUGCCAAGUGUGUCACUACUUAAUGCACAUUUCUUCAAUAAAAGUGGAGUGUUUACUGAUGAUUUCCCUGGAAAUCCAGCAUAUACAUUUGACUACACAGGGAUUCCACCAGAAAACCUGAGGACAAUGGAAGGGACUAGGCUAUAUAGACUUGCUUAUAAUUCUAAUGUCCAAUUAAUAAUGCAAGAUACAGGAUUGUUGAGUCCUGAGAACCAUCCAAUGCAUUUACAUGGCUUCAAUUUCUUUGUGGUUGGAAGAGGCAGAGGAAAUUUUGAUCCAAAGGAAGACCCUAAUAAGUUCAAUCUUGUUGACCCUGUUGAGAGGAACACCAUAAAUGCCCCUUCUGGUGGUUGGGUUGCUAUCAGGUUCACGGCAAAUAAUCCUGGGAUUUGGUUUCUCCAUUGCCAUUUGGAGGUGCACACAACAUGGGGACUGAAGAUGGCUUUUGUGGUUGAUAAUGGAAAUGGCCCUGAAGAAUCUCUUUUACCUCCUCCCAUAGAUCUUCCAACAUGUUAAGAUUUCCUAUCAUUUAUGUGUAUAUAUUUUCAGAGUAAUCCACUGGUAUGAGUUGUUUGAGCAAGCAAAAAGAGCUUCUAUGAGUAAACAGUUUGCUUUUCAAGAAGAAAAUAGGUUAUAAUAUCAUAGGGGACAAGUUUGUAUGAAAGUAAUUUUAUGAUAAUGUUUUAUGAGAAAAGCUGUAAAUUAUAAAUGAGAUAUGUGUUCACCGUGUUCUUUGCUA